Messenger RNA from Lactuca sativa (garden lettuce), 2363 nucleotides. Its product is annotated as protein KINASE OF THE OUTER CHLOROPLAST MEMBRANE 1. The record is from RefSeq and is a predicted model, not a curated record. NCBI's taxonomy places the organism in Eukaryota, Viridiplantae, Streptophyta, Magnoliopsida, Asterales, Asteraceae. Gene Ontology annotation, molecular function: protein kinase activity; ATP binding. Gene Ontology annotation, biological process: protein phosphorylation.
UUAUUGGAGCUUCUCUCUUUCGAUACGUCACCAGCUGUGUAACGUGUUCCCACCUCUUGCUGCUCUUUUGCCGCUCCCAAAAACCGACUUCUUUUUCACUAUUCCCAAACGUAUACUCUUCAAUAGAACAACACAAAAUUCUCCACAGCAUCUCUCCACUCUUUCAAAGGUAAAAUGGCUGAACAAGGAGGAACAGAGACUUCAGCACCUGCUUUUGAUUAUAUGCUCUAUGAAGGGGAUCCUGAUCAUCUUCGAACAGUUGUAGCAACACCAAGUCAACCAAAUCCUCGUAUUGACUCUUCACUGUUGAAACUUAAGCACAGAAUUGGACAUGGACCUUUUGGUGAUGUCUGGUUAGCCACCCACCAUCAAUCAGGACAUGAUUAUGAUGAGUAUCAUGAAGUUGCCAUGAAGAUGUUACAUCCAAUAAAAGAGGAAGACAUGACAAAGUUUCUUGUUAAGUUUGAUGAGUUAUUCCUCAAGAUCCGUAAACUGCAAAGUGUUUGUUGGUUGCAUGGUAUCUCCAUCAUAUCCCAAAAGGCCUUUCAACAUAUAUGUAUUGCCAUGAAAUUUUAUGAAGGAUCAGUGGGUGAUCGAAUGGCAAAACUUAAAGGGGGAAAACUUCCAUUGCCUGAUGUAUUGAGGUAUGGUGUGGGGUUAGCUAAAGGAAUCCAUGAAGUCCACUCAUUAGGAAUCUUGGUGUUAAAUAUCAAACCAACUAAUCUUCUCCUUGAUGAACAUGAUCAAGUGGUUCUUGGAGAUUUUGGGAUCCCAUAUCUUCUUCUUGGAGUCCAACUGCCUGACCCUGAUAUGUCUUUUAGGCUUGGAUCCCCAAACUACAUGGCUCCAGAACAAUGGGAGCCUGAUGUCAGAGGUCCUAUAAGUGUGGAGACUGAUAGUUGGGGAUUUGGAUGCUGCAUUUUGGAGAUGUUGACUGGUGGUCAACCUUGGUUUGGUAAGUCUGUUAGCGAGAUAUAUAAUUCUGUUGUGUUGAAAAAAGAAAAACCACAGCUUCCAAGUGGUCUCCCCCCUGCUAUUGAAAAUGUUCUUAAUGGAUGUUUUGAGUAUGAUCUUCGUAACAGACCUCUCAUUGGAGAUAUUCUUCAAGCAUUCGAAAGCGCGCGUGACACGGUGUCCAACGAUGGAGAAUGGAUUGGUGUAGGAAACAAAGUGACACUGAAUAGAACAUCCGGAAGCUUCUACUCAACAUGGUUUCUCACAAAAGAUCUUCUACAAGUGGGCGAUAUCGUCCGAUCACGAAAAACACCAAACAAUUGCAAAAACAUGGCGGUGGCUGAAGGAACAAUAGUCGGUUUGGAAAAAGACACCGAUCGAGACGGUUUCGUUCUUGUUCGUGUCCAAGGAAUCCACAACCCGUUAAGAGUAAACAUCACCACUCUAGAAAGAGUCACUUCCGGCUUAGCCUCUGGAGACUGGGUGCGCUUAUCAGACGAGAAUCGGAAUCGGAAUCACUCAUCCAUCGGAAUUCUACAUUCCAUAGAUCGUGACGGAAGUGUACGUGUCGGUUUUAUCGGACACGAGACUCUAUGGAAAGGACACUGCGAACAACUCCAGAUGGCGGACCCGUAUUCCGUUGGACAGUUUGUGAAAGUGAAAGGGAAUGUGUUAAGUCCUCGGUUUCCGUGGUUACAUAAACGGAAUGGAAUAUGGGCGACAGGUAGGAUUACGGAAAUACUUGCGAACGGGUGUCUUGUUGUGAAGUUUCCAGGGAGGUUUGUUUUUAGAGGUGAAAGUGAUACGUUUUUGGCUGAUCCGAGUGAAGUUGAGCAUGUUUCUUUUGAAACAUGCUCAACUUUGGUUGACAAGUUUGGACACGUGGAGGAUUAUCAUUGGGCUGUGAGGCCGUUGACUAUUGUGUUUGGUGUGCUUACGGCUUUGAAGGUUGGGUUUGUUGUGGGCCAUAGUGUGGGUGGUAGAUUGAAGAAAGGUGCUAGGAAGACUCAUGGCGGCGGCGGUGGUGGUGGUGGUGGUCAGGAUGGGCAGAAUAGUGGCGGCAAGUCGAAGUGGCUUCCGUCGCCUGUGGCGAAUAUGCUAUCUAGGGAAGGUAGUGCACCUCCUGUUGCAGCCAGAUGAUGUUAUAAAUAGGUAAAAAAAAACUAUUUGAGAUGUUCAAAAUCACGGUUGUUUUUUAAAAAAUUACUAUAAAAAGGUAAGCAACUUGAAUGUUUUGUUCAUGAGGGACCUUUGGUGUGAACAAAACGUUUUAGUUGCUUACCUUAAGAUAGUACUUUUUAAAACAAUUAUGUUUUGUACAAAACAAAUAGUAUGAAAAGUUGUUUAUAUUGUGAAUAUAUGGAUCCUGUUCUCUAUUUUCAAUCAAAUGUAUUCUUCUAUUUCUUUCA